AUGCGUGGUAGCUUGAGUCAGAAACUCCGGCCGGGGGUGCGGGUCCCGCUGCGGGGUGGAGCGGGGGCGGGCAGCAGGUCGGGAAUGACGCUGGGGCGGUCGUGGCGGCUGGCGGUGAGGACGGUCAGUUCCGUGGCUGAGCCCAGCGAGCGGCGCACCACGGACACAAAGGCACGGCCAGGGCUUCGCGUGGGACAGCGCAGGGUAGCGAGCCCAGAGCCGCCCGCAGGCGCCGAGAUGCCGCCAGCAGCGAGCCGCCGCCCCAGACCGUCCCCCGGACCCGUGGCUGCGGCGCCCCGCAUCCUGGUGCUAUUGCUGCUGCUGUCCUGCUGCGCGGGCAUCUGCCGAGGUGCUCCAAUAUCAUCUCAAGGAUUAUUGCCUGAACAAGAACUACGGUUGUGGAAUGAGAUCGAUGCUGCUUGUUCGUCUUUCCUAUCCUUUGGUUCUCAGCCUCAGGCAUACAGUGCAUUGGAGAAGCUUUGCUUCAUGAUUACGGGGACUCUGCCAAAGCCCCAGAAAACAGAUGAAAAAGAUAAUACCAAAAGGUUCUUAUUUCAUUAUUCAAAGAUGCGGAAGUUGGGCAAUUCAAAUGUGUCAUCUGUUGUGCAUCCGUUACUGCAGCUCGUUCCUCAACUGCAGGAGAGAAGAAUGAAGAGAUUCAGAGUGGACGAAGAAUUCCAAGGUCCUAUUGCAAGCCAAAGACGAAGAUACUUUUUAUUCAGGCCACGCAAUGGAAGAAGGUCAGAAGAUUACAUUUAAAAUGAUUACCAACUAUUUUCCACAGAAGCAAUGCCAUGGAAUACAAAAUAUGCUGACAUUUUGUUUUCUUUACAAAAACAAUCCUUGCUAAAUUUAAUAUGUUUGAGAAUCCCUGUGUUGUAAACAUUUUCAGUAAAAGUUGGUUGAGACUGUAAAUGUUCAAUUUGUUGAAAAUUUAAAAAGCAUCUUAAAAUAU
Molecule: messenger RNA, 955 nt
Organism: Rhinolophus ferrumequinum (greater horseshoe bat)
Lineage: Eukaryota; Metazoa; Chordata; Mammalia; Chiroptera; Rhinolophidae
Gene: NMU
Product: neuromedin U
Exons: 11
Coding region: 1-759 (252 amino acids)
Biological process (GO): regulation of smooth muscle contraction
Molecular function (GO): neuromedin U receptor binding
Source: RefSeq, a predicted model, not a curated record